Gryllus bimaculatus (two-spotted cricket) is the source of this 2774-nucleotide messenger RNA. Lineage: Eukaryota; Metazoa; Arthropoda; Insecta; Orthoptera; Gryllidae. The record is from the annotation of a GenBank genome assembly.
GGUAUUAAGGAUUUUCAUAGCAGCCUUACUAAACAUUUAGGCAGUAAUCUUGGAGAUCUUUCUGAAGGUUUAGAUAUGCAAAAAGGUUCCAAAAGAAGGCGCAUGUGCUUGGAUUUCCUGGAAACUAUUGAUCAGACAGGUGAAUUAACUGAUAAACAGCAACCUUUUGAUACAGUGAAAAAUGAACGAAACUUACGAGCAGAGUUGAUGACUCAAAGUAUGGAUGAAAGCAGAUACUUGGAGUAUAGUAAUGCUCGACGAACAUCUUUCACCUAUCGAACUGGACAUGUCAACAAAAUUCAAAAAUGGCUUCAGUCAUGUGGAAUGUUCCCAGAACUUCCCAAAGUGAAUCCAUUGCUAUACCAAAUACUAGCAUACUUAGCAUAUGAAACAGUUGCACAAAUUGUGGAUUUGUCACUUCUUGUAAGACAAGAUGGAGCUGCCAAACCUGGUGAUGCUUUCAGCUAUUAUGUAGCAGGCUUUACUCGCAUGCCAGGUUCAUAUCCAGCACAACAUGCCACAGAACAUAGUGCAAAGAAGGUUGGUGGAGCACCACCAAUAACUCCAGCUGAAAUCCGAGAAGCUUUGAGACGUUACUGGUCACCUCAAUUGUCACCUUGGAGCCCAUUUACUCGCUCCCUGUCAUCAAACAUGCAUACAAAGUUAUUAAUGUGUUGAACAGUUAGUAAAUGGACAUUUCACUCUUGUAGUUUAACAGUAACUACUGCUAAACUGCUAGGUGCUUUCUGUUGAAAGCAUUUUUUUUUUUUUUUUUGUGGAAUCUCAUACUAUUUUUGUUAGUUAUCUUAUUAAUGUACAAUUUUGAACACAAUUUUAGAGGUAAACAUCUUUUCCAUCUUUCACUGCCUCAAAUCUUGUGCUACUUUGUGAGAGAAAGGAACGGUAUUUAUGAAUUUUUUACAUUGUAAAGAACAAACUUUUCAGAGAGAGAGAUGACAUUAAAUAUUUGAGGAAGAAGAAAUGAAGCACAUUUAAACUAAAGUACUUCAGAAAACCAUUUCUGGCACUGUGGAGAAACCAUGUAGAACAGGUGUUUGCAUGGUUUUGCCUUUUUUGGCCUUGACAAAAACCUACCAAAAUAUAACUGUUGUAAACCUACUUCAUUAUUUCUUACAAUGAAUUAUAAGUGUAAAUAUAUGUGUUCACAUAUGUAUGUAGACUAGAAUGCUGACAAAAAUCAAGCUAUUCAAAGAUGAAAACUUCUUAGGAAGUUAUGUCUGACAUGUUGCUAUCGUACGGUUGUGUUAAUAUUCAGUUUUUCUAAAUCCCCCUGGACUUUAAUUUAUCCAUUUGCAAUCAAACUUUUAAAAUAAAUCAUUUCUAAACCUAAAUUGAAAAUUUGAUUUAUUUUGUUUGCUGCCAUUCUCGUACUAACAAUUCCCAUUUAACUGGAAGUCAAAUGCAUCAUAGGUGUAGAUCACAAGUUUAGAGAAAAACUUUAAGAUUCAAAUUUCUUAAUAUUCCCAUUUUUAUCGUGGUCCUGAUGAUUACAGAUAUUGUAAUUGUUAUUGUACUGCAAUCAGUGCUAAGGUACUCUUGACUUAACAUUUAUUCCGAACUACUGAUCAAGGGAACACCUCAUUGAUAUUCUGAAUGAAGCUAAACAUGCAUAGAAUCAAAAGUUAUUAGUUGAGAUUGAAAUAUUAAUAAAGACAAAAAUGCGUGCAGUGUGAGGUAGUAUUUUUAUUUUUUAAAUUUAUUGCAUCUAUUUUGCAACAAGUUUCUUAGCUCUUUUGGGCAUUGAGCAAAGAUAGAUUUUGGAGUAACCCUCUGUUAACAGGCCUGCCACUUUCUGGAAAACAAUGAAAACUCGAAAAAACAGGGAAUUAAGAGACAUUUCCUUUACAAAAUAGUUCAGAAAAAAUAGUGACUAGUUUGUAUUGUUGAGAAAUUUUAAAAAAAAAAGUAUUACUGUAAAAUCAGAGAGCUGACAAAUUAGUAUCAAGCUUGUUCCAAUCUUUCAGAAAAUCUGAAAUACUUUACAAAUCUUACCAACGGAAAAAUUGAACUGGAAAACUGGGAAAAGUCAGAGAAUUGUUCCAGGAAAUGAGUGACCAUCCUGGUUAUGUUUUGUCUUGUAAUGUUGCAGUCAGUAAAAGCCUUUUGACCCUUUGGCCAGGGUUUCAGUGCUGUUAGUGGGUUCCCAGUCAGUCACCAAUCCAGGAAUCUGUGGUGUCUUGAGUUGCUUAACUUCACAGAGUGUAGUUAUGCAAUUCAACUAACGACAUCAGAUUGCAAGUGAAAGAUUGUGAAACAAAUUUCCAAGAGCUCUUGACUCUUCAUGAGUGGCCGAAGAAAAAUUAUUUGGGGAAAUUUGCCACCUUGAGAUUAGGGCAAAUAAGGCCUUAUAAAUUUUGCAGCUAAUGCACAGAAUGCAUUAUUUCAUGGAAAUUUUUCCACCGUCAUUCGAACAGGAAGAGCAGAGCACGAAGUGUGGUCUACAAACCAGUAGUCAGCUUAAAACCCUUGUUUUGUUUUUUUUGCAUAUUGUGUUUUAAUUAAAUUUCAAUCAAAUAUAACGUGUACAUCAAUAAUAUGUCUUCAAAAAUGUGUAUUAUUUCUCCAAUUCUUAAAUUCAAAUCAGAAAUUGUAUGUUUGACAACUUUGCCCAAGAAGAGAAAAUGUAUUACAUUGAAUACUUCAAUGUGUAACUUUCACCCGUUGUAAUCAUUUAACCCUAGAAAUUUCAUGAUCUCAGUCUUUUGCACCUCUUCCCUACUUAUGAUUACAUUAAAAAAAUAUUUGAUGAAAUC